AUGCGUCUGAAGAACCUUCCGGGCGCAGGCGCGGAGCCUGAGGCGACCUACAGCCCCAGUACAUCCCACGAUGACCAGGAUGACACCAACAGCGCCGCCGAACCCACCAGUGACGGGCACGCCUCCGACACCUCCGCAUCCUCUAUCAACUGGCCCACCUACAGCAUGGGACCCACCACUAGCAGCCACACAAGCAACAGUUUGGGGCCCACCAACCACGGGCCUUCCGGUAAUGGUCUGAGCACCUUCCCUGCUGCUACAGGUUGCCAUGUACAGGCCCAAACCCAGACCCCACCUCUGCAGCCGCCCCUGGCCCCUUCCACUCUCUUAGCUGCUAAUCUGACCCAUGCCUCUACCCAGACUCAGGCUCCAGCCCCUGCCUUGGCUAUCAAUCUGAUCCAUGCUCAGGCUCCAGCCCCAACUCUGGCCGCUGAUCUGACCCAUGCCUCUACCCAGACUACGGCUCCAGCCCCUGCCUUGGCUAUCAAUCUGGUCCAUGCUCAGGCUCUGGCUGCCAACCUGGGAGCUACACUGACCCAUGCCUCAACCCAGGCUUCAGCCCCAAUUCUGGCCACUAAUCUGACCCAUGCCUCUACCCAGGCACCAGCCCCAACUCUGGCCCCUAAUCUGACCCAUGCUUCUGCCCAGGCUCUUGCUCCAGCCCCUGCCUUGGCUACCAAUCUGAUCCAUGCUCAGGCUCUGGCUCCUGCCCUAGCAGCCACACUGACCCAUGCCUCUACCCAGGUUCCAACCCCUGUUCCUGCCCUGGCUGCCACUAUUCCCCAUGCCCAGGCUCAGGGCCCCAUCCUGGCUGCUAAUCUGACCCAUGCCUCAACCCAGGCUCCAACCCCUGUCCCUGCCCUUGCUGCCACUAUUCCCCAUGCCCAGGCUCAGGGCCACAUCCUGGCUGCUAAUCUGACCCUUGGCCUUGGGGUCCCAACUUCUGUACCUGCACUGGCUUGGGUUCCAGUCCCUACCUUGGACCCUGUUCGUGUCCUGGCUCCAGCUCCUGUUCCAGCUCCAGUUCCUGUCCCAGCUCCGGCUCCUGUCCCGGCUCCAGCUCCUGCUCCAGCACCUAUCCCUGCUUCUGCACCUUCCUUUACUCUGCCUGUUGCUUCUGUUCCAGUUCCUGCUCCUGUCCCAGCUCCAGUGCCCGUUCCAGAUCCUGCUCCUGUUCCUGCCCCAGUCUUUGCAGUUGCUGAGCCUCCAGUCCUUGCCCAGAGCCAUGCUUCAACCUCUGCCCGGUUUCCUGCUCUGGCUCCUACCUUUACCUGGCCUCUUCUUCCUUUCCCUGCCUUUGUUCAAGCUCGCCUGGAUGCCCGGGCCUCAGUCCUGUCCCAAGUAGCAGCUGCUGCUACUCCUCAGCCCCAGCCUACAUCAGCUCCUGUUUCUGAUGCUGCUGUGGUAGCAGGUACCUCUUCCUCCUCAGGGACUGCAAAUGCAGAGGAGGCCUUGGCAGCUUCCCCUGAGCCCAAGACCAAUCUGAUCGUCAAUUACCUGCCACAGAACAUGACCCAAGAGGAGUUCCGCAGACUAUUUGCCACUGUGGGUGAGAUCCAGUCCUGCACAUUAGCGCGGGACCAGGUGACGGGCCAGAGCCUAGGCUAUGGCUUUAUUAGCUAUGUGGACCCCAGGGAUGCAGAGAAAGCUCUCUGCUUGCUGAAUGGGCUUCAGUGCCCCCCAAAAACCAUUAAGGUGUCCUAUGCUCUUCCCAGCUCAUCCUCCAUCCAAGAGGCCAACCUCUACAUCAGUGGCUUGCCUAAGACUAUGACACAGAAGGAGCUAGAACAGCUCUUCUUUCCCUUUGGCCACAUUGUAGCAUCAAGAAUCCUGACAGACAAGGUCAGUGGGGCCUCCCGGGGUGUGGGCUUCAUCUGCUUUAAUACCAGAUCAGAGGCUGAGGAGGCCAUCAAGGCCCUCGAUGGCCAGAAGCCCUGCAAUUUCCUGGAGCCUCUCAUGGUCAAGUUUGCUCAUCACCAUACCCCAAAGACCUCUCAGAGCUUGAUGAGGCAGCCUCCCCAGCGUUACCAUGGGCCACUACAGCCUCAAACCCGGAAAGUGGGACUAGACAACUCCAACAUGACUUAUGGAGUCCAGCGCUUCUCGUCCUCCUCUUCUGAUGACACGACCAGCCUGGCAGGAAUGACCUCAGGCCAUACCAACAGCAGCAGUGGCAGCGGUGGCAGUGGCAGUGGCAGCGGCUGGUGUAUCUUCAUCUACAAUUUGUCCCGUGAAUCUGAUGAGAGUGUCCUUUGGCAGCUUUUUGGGCCCUUUGGAGCAGUGAACAACGUCAAGAUCAUCCGGGAUUUCAAAACCAACAAGUGCAAACGUUUUGGCUUUGUCACUAUGACCAGCUAUGAUGAAGCAGCCUUAGCCAUUGCCAGCCUGAAUGGCUACUGCCUUGGUGGCCGUGUGUUGCAGGUUUCCUUUAAGACCAACAAAAUUCACAAGGCUUGA
Trichosurus vulpecula (common brushtail) is the source of this 2457-nucleotide messenger RNA. Its product is annotated as protein elav-like. NCBI's taxonomy places the organism in Eukaryota, Metazoa, Chordata, Mammalia, Diprotodontia, Phalangeridae. The record is from RefSeq and is a predicted model, not a curated record. The coding region runs from base 1 to 2457 and encodes 818 amino acids. The transcript has a single exon. Gene Ontology annotation, cellular component: ribonucleoprotein complex. Gene Ontology annotation, molecular function: RNA binding.